Molecule: messenger RNA, 4121 nt
Organism: Sphaerodactylus townsendi
Lineage: Eukaryota; Metazoa; Chordata; Lepidosauria; Squamata; Sphaerodactylidae
Gene: DCBLD2
Product: discoidin, CUB and LCCL domain containing 2
Exons: 16
Coding region: 139-2370 (743 amino acids)
Source: RefSeq, a predicted model, not a curated record
GCGGGCAGGGCGCCUGGGUCCCGCUCUCGGCGGCCGGGGGAGGGUGGCGCGAGGCGAGGGGCUUGCUCUGCUCCGCUCCGCGUAGCCGCGCCGGCUCGGGAUGCAUUCGGAUUGCCGGCUGUGCAGGAGACGCGGGGCAUGGUGAGCAGCCCGGGGCGCCCGUUCCCCGCGGGGACCCGGCAGGCGGUGGCCUCCCUUCUGCUGCUCCUUUUGCUCCGGUGGGACGCAGCGGCUCAGAAAGGUGAUGGUUGUGGACAUACAGUGUUUGGUCCUGAAAGUGGAACUUUUGCAUCUAUUAAUUACCCACACACCUACCCUAAUAACACAGUAUGUGAAUGGGAGAUUCGAGUAAAGCCUGAGCAGAGAGUUCAGCUCAAAUUUGGGCAUUUUGAUAUCGAUGAUUCAGAUCCUUGCCAUUCUAGUUAUGUGAGAGUUUAUAACGGAAUCGGACCUACAAGGACGGAGAUAGGAAAAUACUGUGGUUUAGGUUUACAAAUGGACAGUUUAAUUGAAUCAAAAAGUAAUGAAGUUACAGUGCAAUUCAUGAGUGGCAUACACUUUUAUGGACAUGGAUUUCUUGCAUCCUAUUCAACAACUGAAAAAUCAGAUUUAAUAACCUGUUUAGACACUGCAAGUCACUUUUCUGAUCCAGAAUUUAGUAAGUAUUGUCCAGCUGGAUGUGUGCUUUCUUUUUCUGAAAUUUCUGGGACUGUUCCUCAUGGUUAUAGAGAUUCUUCAUCUCUUUGCAUGGCUGGUGUUCAUGCCGGAGUGGUUUCCAAUGUCCUAGGAGGUCAGAUUGAUGUUGUAAUCAGCAAAGGCAUUCCAUAUUAUGAAGGUUCUCAGGCUAACAACGUCACCUCAAAAAUGGGACCACUGUCUUCAGUUCUCUUCACUUUCAAAACUAGUGGUUGCUACGGAACACUGGGAAUGGAGUCUGGAGUAAUUGCUGAUUCACAGAUCAAUGCAUCAUCAUUUCUGGAAUGGCCAGAGCAAAUUGGACAACCAAAUACGUGGAGACCUGAAAGAGCUAGACUGAAAAGGCCUGGACAUUCUUGGGCAGCUCUUACAAAUGAUGAAUAUCAAUGGUUGCAAAUAGACCUAAACAAAGAGCAGCGAAUAACUGGUAUCAUUACUACUGGCUCCACCUUAGCAGAGUACUAUUAUUAUGUCUCUGCCUACAGGAUUCUGUACAGCAGUGAUGCACAGAAGUGGACAGUGUACCGAGAACCUGGGGUUGAGCGGGAUAAGAUAUUUCAAGGCAACGCAGGAUAUUAUCAAGAAGUUCGCAAUAACUUUAUUCCACCUAUUAUUGCUCGUUUUGUUAGGAUAAAUCCUUUGAAAUGGCACCAAAAAAUUGCAUUGAAAGUGGAACUGUUAGGAUGUCAGUUUAACAUUGUUCGGGCUCCAAUGCACCCACCGCCCAGGAGCAACAAUGACUUUCCCUUGCAGACUGAUAAAACAACCUUCACACCUGAGAUCAAGAAUACAGGAGUAACUCUAAGUGAAACCAAAGUUUGGGCUCCAAGACUUAGAAUACCCCUACCGCCCAGGAACAGCAAUGACUUUCCUUCGCAGACUGAUAAAACAACCUUCACACCAGAGAUCAAGAAUACAACAGUGACUCCAAGCGUAACCAAAGUUUCAGAUGUGGCACUGGUAGCUGUGCUGGUUCCUGUUUUGGUCAUGGUCUUUACAACCCUCAUCUUGAUUGUAGUUUGCGCCUGGCACUGGAGAAACAGAAAGAAGAAAACAGAAGGAGCUUAUGAUAUACCUUACUGGGAUCGUGCAGGCUGGUGGAAAGGAAUGAAGCAGUUUCUUCCUUCCAAGUCGGCAGAGCAUGAGGAAAUGCCUGUUCGUUAUAGCAGCAGUGAAGUGAAUUGCCUUAGAUCGAGAGAAGUUACAACCAUGUUACAAACACAGUCGGCAGAAUAUGCACAACCACUGGUGGGAGGAAUUGUUGGCACACUUCAUCAGAGGUCUACCUUUAAACCAGAAGAUGGGAAGGAAACAAGCUAUGCUGAUACGGACCCUUACAACUCACCUGAGCAAGAGAUUUAUCAUGCAUAUGCUGAACCACUACCAGUAUCUGGGCCAGAAUACGCAACACCAAUCGUAAUGGAUAUGUCAGGUCAUCUUGCAGCCCCUCCAGGUGUUUCUUCUGUGUCUACUUUCAAGACUUCAGGGAAUCCAACCCCUCCCAUAGUGGGAGCUUACAAUAAACUUGUUUCCAGGGCUGACAAUUCAUCACCUGUGCAUGUACUGUAUGAUACCCCCAAGGGGAUGCCAGGACUUAAUCCCUCAAACGAAUUGCUAUACCAGGUACCACAGAUCAUGCCACAUUCCACAGGAAGUCAAGAAGACAUUAGUUAAAGAACUUCUAAAUAUUAAAUCCUUUGAAGAUGACUUUUUAAAAAAAAAUUCAGACUUUUUUGUGUUUCAGCAAAAUAUGACAUCUGAGGCCAAAAAAAUGAGUAAAUUACCCCUUUUGUGGGUCUGUACACAACUACUGCUUUCCUUUUCAUACAAUGAUGGGCUUUACAUUUACUACUGAUAGGUACUGCAUUCUUUGCUAAAUUGGUGCAAGAACCUUGCAAAGAUGCCUGUUUACUAGUGUAAAUAAAUUUUUCACUGCAGACACGUAAAUACUUCAAGUCGGUGCUGUGUGGUAGAAAUGCCAGAAAAAACAAGGUACUGUUUUAGACAUAGACUAUGUCACUAAAGUCACUAAAGCCUAGUAUUUUAAAUUAAUUAGUAUCUAACACAGACCUUUUAAUAAAUUCAUAAUAUUAUUGUGAAUGCUGAUUGAUAUUGCACUUCCUGUUAAAUGGUUGAAUGGCAGUGGUUUUACUAAUUUUUGAUAUGAGAAGUUGAUUCCUAAAAUUGUUUUCUUUAGUGAAAUCAAUAGGUGGCCUAGACCAAUGAUCCCCAACAUGAUGCCUGUUGGUAUGGUAGUUGCCAGUGGGUUUGCUGGUGCCUAUUUAUACCUCUUUAACAAAGCAUAUUUUCCUGAAAGCAAAAGAGCCAAUCCUGGACCAGGAGGAGCUUUAGAAAAAUCCACGAGACAUCACUUUUUUGUUUGCAAGAAACACCAAUUAAGAAGGAACUGAUUGCCAUCGCAGGACAAGGCUUGGUUUCGAAGCUCCCAACAGCUUGUGAUUGGCCCUGUCCCAUGACAGCCAUUUUGUGGUGUGCUGCUGACUGUUCUCAAAAUUUCAAAAGGGCCCACGGGCUCAACAAAAUGGGGGACCCUGGUCUAGAUUUAUGAGAAAUCUCUAGAAAGUCUGAAUUUCUCAAGAGUUAGUAUUCAUUCCGCACUGAUAGAGAACAUAAGAGACUGCUAAUUCAUUGCCUCUUGAGUUACUCAGUCAUGGCAAUGACUCCAGAGUGGUAUUUAAUAAUUAUUCUUACCUCCACUGGCCAAGUAAUGAACAAAGUAAAAUCUUUGAGCCUCAAGUAAUUGAAAUUACCUCCUUUGAUAUGUGGGAGUAGUUUUAGGAACUUCAAAGCUAAUAAUGUAACAGAUACAGGGGGACAUCCUUAUGGCUCCUUGGAGACUAUAAAAAUUGAGUAUAUUUAAAAUGAAUACAUUUUUAAAGAGAUAGAAAUGUAUUAAGGUCUGCAAAGUCUAAGCACAUGGAUACAGUUGUGCAUGUUUUUGGAGGUGUAAAUAUAUUGCUGCACUGUUUGCUGUCCUGGCAUAUUUUUAGAUAUUGAUAUGCCUUAAGGAAAGCAUGCAUACAUUUAGAUAUCCUAGAGCCUUUAGAAUGUGAAGCUUGCUGGCCACUGGAAUGAAACACAGUAUUACCUUUAAUUGUUUUGGCAUUUGAUAUAUUAUCAAUAUGCACCCAUAUUAUUUUUCCAACCCACUAAAUUGUAUAGGUUUCAAAUGGUCAGUGGAUCUUUAUUGUUUGUUUGUUUGUUUGGGGAAAAAAAAUCUUUCCAGCUUCCAGUUGACAUUGUGUUUCCCAAAGAUUUCUAUACUUGAACCAGUUAGUAACUUUACACACGAUGAAAGUUAAAGGAAUAGUUGGAUAUGACAUUGCAUGCCGACCAUCUUUUGCCAUGUUUAAAUGUGUGUCAACCGAAAAGCACAGCCUCAUCUUAAAAAGACGUAAAAAGUA